Molecule: messenger RNA, 2322 nt
Organism: Parascedosporium putredinis
Lineage: Eukaryota; Fungi; Ascomycota; Sordariomycetes; Microascales; Microascaceae
Source: the annotation of a GenBank genome assembly
AUGCUACUUGUGGAUCGGCUUCUUGGCCAGGUGGGCGAUGUCGGCGGUGAUGACUGGAGCCGCACGUGCCGAAUAUUCUUGAUCCCGAACCCCCAGGCCCCGCCAAGUGCUGGGAUCAAAUUUUACGGGAUAAAGGUCUACCUGAGAUUAUGGCAGGCCAACGAUAUCCUGCGACUGAUGCUGUUCAAACACCAUGCGGUCCACGGCGAUGCAAGCAGUCCGAUGAUCGGCAGAGGCGGGUUUAUGGCGCACGAUAUGGGUCUCGGAAAAACAUACAUGACCCUAGCCCUGUGUGCCCUUCGCCAUGCCAUCCUCAAGUCAAAGGAAGACGUGACUCGGGCCUGGAAUGGCAGCUUGGACGAGCGUCACCUCCCUCCCACGACACCCCGCGGCGGCGGCGGAAAUCAUGUCUGCCCGUCGAGCAAUCCUCUGGGCAUUCAAUGCUACUGUGUACCCGGCGGAGACACGAGGGAACUGGCUAGUACGUGUCUGGUAGAUGGCCCGGCUCUCAUCAUCGCCCCUUCGAUCGCGUCUGCGGCACCCCAGUGGGAGAAGGCUGCGGGAGAGCUACUCGACGAAAGCGCCCUGGCCGUCCACAUCAUCGCGUCGGGCCGUACCGAGACCGUUCAAUCCCUGCAGCUGCGACAGGCGGCGGUUCGAUACGAGCCCAAGAUCCUUCCAAAGACGGUGAUCGCAAAACGCGCCACCCCAGACGACCUGGCAAGCUUCUCCUACAUCCCGGCUCCCGGGCAGUCGAAUAUCGUCUGCAUCGCGGCACUAUCUGCCUUGCGUUCGAGCAUGGACAGGCUCGGAACAUGCUCGGUGGAUGUUCCCAUAGAGGGUAAGGCGAAUAGCGCCAGAGUUGACUUUGAGCACUGCGUUGCGCCGGGCCUUGUUGCGUAUGAUGAAUGGCACCGCGAAAGAACGCCCACCACGAAGGUUAUGAAACUCCUCAGCUUCUGGAUGGAGCAUGUGAACACGGGUCCAUGCCCUCCCCUCCUCGUCUUCAUCAGCGGGACCCCUAUGCCUACCGAGCCCUCGAACCUAGCCUCGCCCAUCGCUUUACUAUCCAUGUGGCGCCAUGUCUCCGAGGGCGCUCCCGUGCUAGACGCGGAGGAAGGGUGGAUGACGCGGAACCUGCAAGACAUGCAGAGAGGAUUCGCCGCUCUCAAGCCGGGUGACCCAAGGGCCGAAUUCAUAGAGAAGAGCGUGUCGUUCCUGUCGCAGGUCAUGGUGCGCCGCUCCGUGCUUGGGACAUUUCGAGGCGCGGCCCUAAUCCGCAUACCGCAGUCCGAGAGCAGCUUCAUCCGCUGCCGAAUGCCCGCGGGCUUGCACGCCCGCCUCACCCACCUGAUCGCGACCUUCCAACGAGACGUGAGCCAGGCCAACGUACCGGAGAAUCGGUUCUGGACCAUGGCUCGAACGAACGCCGCGUUCAGCUUGAUGAUCCUCUCGGCGCACCUGCCAGGGCUGCUCGAUCUCGACCCCGAGGAGCUGGACCGCUUCUUCGAUAUAGUCAAGCAGGGCCCCCAGUCCUGGAGCCGCCAGGGGACCCCGGAGAACAGGUAUCUGCGAAGCCAGUUCCACAGGCUUGCGGCUUCCUCCACCAAGCUGGCUGAGAUGGGCCGCCUCAUCCGCCAGGCCAUGGCGACGCGCGGUGCGGCGACUCGCGGUGCGGCGGGCACGGGGCAUGUUCUGGUCCUGAGCGUCCGGCCUAUUGUCGCGUACCUCGCCUACCUGUGGUGCGAGGAAAAUAUCCCCCAAGUCCAAGGCUCCCUCAUCCUCUCUAACCUGAGUUGGAAAGCCCGCAUGAGGCAGGUCGCGCGGCUUGGGGAGGAGAGCGCCUCCACUGUCGUCGUGUUUUCCACUACCGGCAUCAUGGGGACGGCGGUGGAUGGUCUGCAGGCCGCCUCCUACUAUAUACAGCUCGGGCUGACGUGGACGGCAGCCGAGCAGAUGCAGUGCGAGAUGCGCGUCCGCCGCUCGGGGCAGAGGAGUGUCUCUCGCUGCUUUAUCCUCUAUUCGGAGGAUAACCCGGCAGAGUAUACGAUCAAGCUCCGCCAUGAACACCGCAGCGUGCUCGUUGAGUCGGCUUGGUUUCGAGGUGACGGCGGGCGGGAAGACCAAGAGGAAGACGAGCGGGGCGACGGUGGACAGGGACAAAGUGGCGAUGUCCGGGAGGAUCAGUCCAGAGUUGGGCGGGACGGGGACGCGGACGCGGACGGGGACGCGCAGGGCCGGGAACGGCAAGGUUGGACGCAACGCAGAGGCAACCGGAACAGGGAUGGUGGCGGGCAUCUUUGGGCGCACGCGGAGAUAUAA